Messenger RNA from Lactuca virosa, 1433 nucleotides. NCBI's taxonomy places the organism in Eukaryota, Viridiplantae, Streptophyta, Magnoliopsida, Asterales, Asteraceae. The record is from the annotation of a GenBank genome assembly.
UUUUUGAAACCUUUUGUCCAUGUAUAAAUCUAAGUCCUUACAACCAAACUUACGCACAUAUCAUAUGCUCCUUGAAGUUCGUCAAUCACAUAUCUAUGUCAAAAGAAGAAAUGGAUUUAUCUGUGAACGUCAAUGGUCACUCGAAAGUGCCUCCCGGGUUUCGGUUCCACCCUACAGAAGAAGAACUUCUUCAUUACUACCUGAGGAAGAAAGUUGCUUAUGAAAAGAUUGAUCUUGAUGUUAUUCGAGAGGUUGAUCUUAAUAAGCUUGAACCCUGGGACAUCCAAGACAAGUGCAGUAUAGGCUCCACCCCCCAAAAUGAUUGGUACUUUUUUAGUCACAAAGACAAGAAAUAUCCGACAGGGACCCGAACAAAUCGUGCCACUGCAGCUGGUUUCUGGAAAGCCACCGGACGAGAUAAAGUCGUACACAGUAGCCUUAGAAGAAUCGGUAUGAGGAAGACACUUGUGUUUUACAAAGGGAGAGCUCCUCAUGGCCAGAAAUCUGAUUAUAUUAUGCAUGAAUACAGGCUUGACGACAAUAUCAUUACUACGCAAGAUUCCAGCGCUUCAAACAUGUCUGAUUAUGCUCACGAAGAAGGGUGGGUGGUAUGCCGUGUCUUCAAGAAAAAAAAUUACCAUAAAUCCCUCGAGAGUCCUCACAGAUCGUUACCUGAUUCUAUGGAUACCAGAGCACAGUUACAACUGUUAAACAAAGAUGACGUUCUUGAGCAAUUACUUGUGUACAUGGACAGUAGGUCUUGCAAACAAGAAAUCGAAAACUUCACCACCACCCAAUUCGUGAACCCCAUGUUCCUCCACCUCCCUAGGCUCGCUAGUUCCACCCAGCUAACCACAUCCCCUCCUGAAAGCUCAGCCACCUUCGAUCAAGGAUCGAGUUUCAAGACCUAUGAUUCCAUGAGCGACUUACUAGCGGAAGCGGAACAUUCAAGGAACAUUCAUACUAAAAUGACGGAGGAUCAUGAGUGUAUCAGUAACUGGGCGGAUCUUGACAAGUUUGUGGCUUCCCAGCUCAAUGGCCAAAUGGAGGAAUCAAAACAGUUGUAUUCUUGCUAUGGAUCAGAAUCCAAUGAGAAGUUGGGUUUUUCGGCUGAUAAGGAUGAACAAGAUGUAUCAGCUAGGCGGAACGUAGCAGCAUGCAACAGCGAGCUAGAUAUUUGGAGCUUAACCCGACCAUCGUCGCUGGAUCCGCUAUGCCACUUGUCAAUAUAACUUAUAUAUAAAGAUGCAAAAUAAACGUACAAUGCAUAUUAAGUUGUUAGAACUUAGAAUUGAAGUCAAAUGAUAGAAUAAAGUGAUGGACACAUAGGAAUAGCAUCAAGAACGCAGCAUGGGAACAUUACCUUGACUAUAGAAGGAAUGAAUCAUAAUGGUGAUACUGAGAUUAGUGGUGAUGGAUGAUUAUCAUGUACC